AUGGCAAAAAAGAAGGAAAUGGAGUAUGAAAAGAAUGUAGAGAAGGUACAGAUGCGGAUAGAGCUGAAGGCCAUCGAGGAGGAAAAGGUUGAUCUUGAGAAGGAGAGGUUGUGGCUCAUGGCUGAUGUGGAUCCAUCACAAAAGCACAGGCCUCACAUUUCUCCAGCCGCAUCGCCGUCGCCGGCCGGCAGCCGCUGCAACCUUCUUUCUACGAUGCCUAGGAAGCCCAAGCGGAAGGCUCCGGCCUCACCGGCGAGGCACGACACUUCGCCGGAGCCCUACCCUUCCCACGCCUCCCCCUCCUCGGCACAAUGCCUGGCAGUCCGCGACGCCCUCCUCGCGUUCCACGGGUUCCCCGAGGAGUUCGCGCCCUUCCGCCUCCUCCGCCUCGGUGGCCGCUCGCCUAACCGUGACCCUCGGCCUCAGCCUUUGCCUCCCACAGUGCUUGACGGCCUCAUCAUCACCCUCCUCUCUCAGAACACUACCGAUGCCAUCUCGCGCCGCGCCUUCGCCUCCCUCAAGGCCGCUUUCCCCUCCUGGGACCAGGUGGUGGAUGAGGAGGGGAAGAGGCUGGAGGACGCCAUCCGGUGCGGCGGCCUGGCGGCGACGAAGGCGGCCAGGAUACGGGCCAUGCUGAGGGACGUGAGGGAGCGGAGGGGCAAGAUUUGCCUCGAGUACCUGCGGGAGCUGUCGGUGGAUGAGGUGAAGAAGGAGCUCUCGCGGUUCAAAGGGAUUGGACCAAAGACCGUUGUUGGAGUUCUGCAACUGUCGAUGCAUGGCAUGGAUGGACCAUGGUGA
Molecule: messenger RNA, 798 nt
Organism: Miscanthus lutarioriparius
Lineage: Eukaryota; Viridiplantae; Streptophyta; Magnoliopsida; Poales; Poaceae
Source: the annotation of a GenBank genome assembly